AUGCAGGGAGCCUGGCUUCUGGUGCCGCUGCUGCUGGGCCUGAGGCUACAGCUGUCCCACGGUGUCAUCCCAGUGGAGGAGGAGAAUCCAGCCUUCUGGAACCAGAAGGCAGCCCAGGCCCUGGAUGCCGCCAAGAAGCUACAGCCCAUUCAGACCUCAGCCAGGAACCUCAUUAUCUUCCUGGGGGACGGGAUGGGCGUGCCCACAGUGACAGCCACCCGCAUCCUAAAGGGGCAGAGGCAAGGCCAGCUGGGGCCGGAGACGCCCCUGGCCAUGGACCACUUCCCAUACAUGGCUCUGUCCAAGACAUACAACGUGGACAGACAGGUGCCAGACAGCGCCGGCACAGCCACGGCCUACCUGUGUGGGGUCAAGGGCAACUAUGGAACCAUCGGCUUGAGUGCAGCCGCCCGCCUUAGCCAAUGCAACACGACGCGAGGCAACGAGGUCAUCUCUGUGAUGUACCGGGCCAAGAAAGCAGGGAAGUCCGUGGGAGUGGUGACCACCACCACAGUACAGCAUGCCUCGCCAGCUGGCACCUAUGCACACACGGUGAACCGCAACUGGUACUCAGAUGCCAACAUGCCAGCCUCAGCGCUGCAGGAGGGCUGCCAGGACAUCGCCAUGCAGCUCAUCUCCAACAUGGACAUUGACGUGAUCCUCGGAGGGGGCCGCAAGUUCAUGUUUCCCAAGGGCACCCCAGACCCUGAAUACCCAAGUGACACCACCCAAAAUGGAACCAGGCUGGAUGGACGCAACCUGGUGCAGGAGUGGCUGACAAAGCAUCAGGGGGCCCAGUAUGUGUGGAACCGCCAGCAGCUCCUUCAGGCAUCCCAGGACCCCAGAGUGACGCACCUCAUGGGCCUCUUUGAGCCUGAACACUUGAAAUAUGAAAUGGACCGAGACCCAGAGCAGGACCCCUCCCUGAUGGAGAUGACGGAGGUGGCCCUGCGCCUGCUGAGCAGGAACCCCCGCGGCUUCUACCUCUUCGUGGAAGGGGGCCUCAUCGACCAGGGGCACCACGCGGGAAGGGCGUACCAGGCUCUGACCGAGGCCGUCAUGUUCGACUCUGCCAUCGACAAGGCCGGCCAGCUCACCAGCCCGCAGGACACGCUCACCCUCGUCACCGCCGACCACUCCCACGUCUUCUCCUUCGGCGGAUACACGCUGCGGGGCACCUCCAUCUUCGGGUUGGCCCCGUUCAAGGCCGAGGACGGCAAGGCUUACACGUCCAUCCUGUACGGCAACGGCCCCGGCUACGUGCUCAACUCGGGCAACCGACCCGACGUCACCGAGCUUGAGAGCGGCAACCCCACCUACAAGCAGCAGGCGGCGGUGCCCCUGUCGUCGGAGACGCACGGGGGCGAGGACGUGGCGGUGUUCGCGCGCGGCCCGCAGGCGCACCUGGUGCACGGCGUGCAGGAGCAGAACUACCUGGCGCACGUCAUGGCCUUCGCCGCCUGCCUGGAGCCCUACCAGGCCUGCGACCUGGCGCCCCCUGCCGGCCAGAACGGCAGCGUCCUGGACUCGGGCCCUGCAGCUGCCCGUCAGUUGUUAUCCCUCCUGUUGCUGCUGCUGCUGCUGUUGGGGGCGGUCUCUCUGUCCUGACCAUCCGGGUCUGCCGGGCCCCACCCAGGAACGUUGCCGCUGGCUUCUUUCACCAACUGCACAAUGUCCUACACCCCCACCUCCAGAGGGACUCCGCAGGUUGUCAAUCCUGACACCCCCACUUGGACUCUUACCCACAGACCACACGGGGAUAAGUCAGACUCAGACCAGGCAGCUCUGCCCAUCUCGGCCCUGGACCCUCCAUGGGCCGUCAGUAGGGUACCUGCAAGGCUGACACACUGACACCCACAGCCUUCCUGGGCUUGCUCUUGGACUCCAACCUGCUCAAAUCCUAGGAAAGGGGGACCCUCCUGUGCCAAUACCUUGGGGAGGACCAAACUAGGCACCAGGCAUCCUUCCUCCACAGGGCCAGGACUCUGCCACACCCAGUGUGCUGCCUUCCUUGGCUCCAGACUCCAGCACUGGGGUACCAAAGACCCAGACGUGCCUGGAGCCAGGAGAGAUCGCCCCUCGCUGAGCCACCUUCACACCCAAGCCAACUUCAGAUGGGGCCGCGGCACCACGGCUUACAUGGGACGCAUACAUGGGGCAGGUGCUGUGACUCAGCCCCUUGGGGCUCCCCUGCUCCCCAGGUCAAAUCCCCAAGGGAGAUGAAGGAGCAGCCAUUUCUCUGCCUUCCUGGGGCCUCCAUC
This is a messenger RNA of Sciurus carolinensis (gray squirrel), 2261 nucleotides long. Its product is annotated as intestinal-type alkaline phosphatase-like. Gene Ontology annotation, molecular function: alkaline phosphatase activity. Gene Ontology annotation, cellular component: plasma membrane. Bases 1 to 1608 code for a protein of 535 amino acids. The transcript is spliced from 11 exons. Gene Ontology annotation, biological process: dephosphorylation. The record is from RefSeq and is a predicted model, not a curated record. NCBI's taxonomy places the organism in Eukaryota, Metazoa, Chordata, Mammalia, Rodentia, Sciuridae.